AGCUUUCAGAAUUUCAGUGCGGCCCGAUCCGAUGGGCUGGGCCAUGGCCAGCCAUGCUUUGGGAUAGGUUCAGGUGGUGCAUAGGGAGGAAGCAGUUCGAUGAGCCUACAGACAGGCUACUCAGCGUCUUUGAGCACAUUCGAACAGAGCUGCCCGAUGACAAGAUCACCAGGCGGCGGCACUGCGCCUCGAGCUGGAGCUUCAACUUCUUGGUGGUCUUUGCGACCGUGGCCAACACCAUCCUGAUCGGACUCGAGAGUGACAACUCCAGAGGUAUCAGGUUGGAGGAUCGGCUUCCGUGGUUCCUCAUAGAGGUGCUCUUCACCUGCAUCUUCUUCGCGGAGAUGCUGCUCAGGGUGAAUCAGUUCAGCUGGGACUAUUUCAUGGAUGCCUGGAAUGUCUUCGACUACUGCUUGGUUGUGUUCAGCGUUGCAGACAUUGAAGUGGUGAGUGUGGCCAAAUCGGAUGGCAGCGGGUUGCGGUGGGCAGCCUCCGCACGUGUCUUUCGUUCCCUACGAGUUGCCCGAGCCAUCCGGGGUGAAAAGCUGGUCAUGGGGCUCUUUAGAAUAACACAAGGGUUUCUUGAUGCCUUGAAGUCAAUGUUGUGGACAUUCGUUGCUGCAUCGAUAUUUGCGUACAUGCUGGCGGUUGCUUUGACGUCCCUGGUUGGAUCGGACACGGCAUCACGUGAGCUUUGGCCAGAGUCAGACCUCUACUGCGGAACUGUGACCAGGUCCUUGUUCACUGUCUUGCAGAUCAUGACCAUGGACUGCGUCUCGGAGACGAUACUGCGACCGAUGUCGGUCUAUGCUCCGCUUGGCCUGAUGGUCGCCUACUUCAGCAUGCUGGUUCUGAGCUUUGGGGUGCUUAACAUUCUCUUUGCCAUCAUGGUCGAUGGUCGUCAUCUCGGCAGAGACCCAGGAGUCGAGAGCAACGGUCAUGGCAAAGUCGGAGCGGCAUUUGAUGACGUUGAUGUUGGAGGAGUUCACCGAAGAAUGCGACUCGGACUACAAUGGCGAGCUGGACUACAAGGAAUUCCGCAAAGUCCUGAGGACUCCGACGAUGUCGAAGAAGCUGAGCUAUCUCGGUGUUGGAGCGGAUGAAGCCGAGAGCUUGUUUGAGCUGAUGGAUAUCGACAAGAGAGCGGAGCUCUCACUCCCAUCGAAUUCCUCAACGGCUUGUUCAAGGUCAAAGGCCAAGCCAAAGGACAGGACUUGUGCCGGCUCAUUACCAUCCUGGAGAAGAAUAAGAGAAUGGCCAAAAAGUGGGUUGCGCGGUUGAGGCAGCUGAAUCAACAGGCCGACGAGAUCCAGCAGCGCAUGAACAUGGCGGGUAAACACUUGGCCACGGAGCUGCGCGGGCUGAAGGAGGCCACGGCGCGUGCAGACCUCACGUGGAGCGCAGCUGCAAAGCGACAGCUGGUCAUCCAGGAGACAUGACGUGAAGAAUCAGGUGAUGUUCCCAACAAUGAGGGACAUGCACGGCAGCCUUGAUGUGGAGGAAAUCUAACCUUUCCUUCGGCAGUGAUGCUGGCCAGUGAAGCAGUGAGUGGCUUUUUUGCAAUGAACCUUGGUGCUGGAAUGGUGCUGCCUUCUCAACGGCACGGGCAGACAUCCAUUUUCCCAUUUGGCCGUGGCUC
This is a messenger RNA of Effrenium voratum, 1639 nucleotides long. Lineage: Eukaryota; Dinophyceae; Suessiales; Symbiodiniaceae. The record is from the annotation of a GenBank genome assembly.